UAUUUCCAACACCUGCUGGGCCGCGAUCCUGCCUGGGGACGUCCCGCCGUGUGCACCCUCACCACGCCCUAGCCAGGCAACCCUCGGCCUCAGCGGCGCGCCGGGGUGGAGCCCGUCCGGGACCCUGCUGGGCCUCCAGCGCUCGGGGCCAGAACCGCCUCCCACCUGCCAGCUAGUCGGGGCCCCGGCAGCGGUCGUCCCCUCCCGCCGGGCUCCGCGUAAAACCCGGAGCGGAGGCCGGUGCCCGCUCCUUAGCGGCGGCGCGGCGCGGCGGACUGGGCAUGCGCAAUGCGCAAGGCCGGCUCCCAGCGCCAAAAGGAAGCGUUCUCAGAGAUCGCAGCGGCUGCGCCGGGGUAUGCGGAACGGGCUCGCGUGGCUGCUGCACCCCGCGCUGCCCAGCACCUUGCGCUCCAUCCUCGGCGCCCGCCGGCCGCUCGCGAAGCGACAGUGUGGGAGCAGUCACUGUACAACAAGUAUCCUUUUCUUUCCAGUUUCCAAAGAAAGACUGACAGCAAAAUGAGUAAUCCAGCUAUCCAGAGAAUAGAAGACCAAAUUGUCAAGUCUCCGGAAGACAAGCGAGAGUAUCGUGGGUUGGAGCUGGCCAAUGGCAUCAAAGUGCUUCUCAUCAGUGACCCCACCACAGACAAGUCAUCGGCGGCACUCGAUGUGCACAUAGGUUCAUUGUCAGACCCUCCAAAUAUUGCUGGCUUAAGUCAUUUUUGUGAACAUAUGCUGUUUUUGGGAACAAAGAAAUAUCCUAAAGAAAAUGAAUACAGCCAGUUUCUCAGUGAACAUGCUGGAAGUUCAAAUGCCUUUACUAGUGGAGAGCAUACCAAUUACUAUUUUGAUGUUUCCCAUGAACACUUAGAAGGAGCCCUGGACAGGUUUGCCCAGUUUUUCCUGUGCCCCCUGUUUGAUGCGAGCUGUAAAGACAGAGAGGUAAAUGCAGUCGAUUCGGAGCAUGAGAAGAACGUGAUGAACGAUGCCUGGAGACUCUUCCAGCUGGAAAAAGCUACUGGGAAUCCCAAGCACCCCUUCAGCAAAUUUGGAACAGGAAACAAAUAUACUCUAGAGACUCGACCCAACCAAGAAGGCAUCGACGUAAGGCAAGAACUCCUGAAAUUUCAUUCUACGUAUUAUUCGUCCAAUCUGAUGGCUAUUUGUGUUUUAGGUCGAGAAUCUUUAGAUGACCUAACUAAUCUGGUGGUGAAGUUAUUUUCUGAAGUCGAGAAUAAAAAUGUCCCUUUGCCUGAAUUUCCUGAGCACCCUUUCCAAGAAGAACAUCUUAAACAACUUUAUAAAAUAGUUCCCAUUAAGGAUAUUAGGAAUCUGUAUGUGACAUUUCCCAUACCAGACCUUCAGCAGUACUACAAAUCUAAUCCUGGUCAUUAUCUUGGUCAUCUAAUUGGGCAUGAAGGUCCUGGAAGCCUGCUGUCAGAACUCAAGUCAAAGGGCUGGGUAAAUACCCUGGUUGGUGGACAGAAGGAAGGAGCCCGGGGUUUUAUGUUUUUCAUCAUUAAUGUGGACUUAACUGAAGAAGGGCUUUUACAUGUUGAAGAUAUAAUUUUGCACAUGUUUCAAUACAUUCAGAAGCUACGUGCAGAAGGACCUCAAGAAUGGGUUUUCCAAGAGUGCAAGGACUUGAAUGCUGUUGCCUUUAGGUUUAAAGAUAAAGAGAGACCACGAGGCUACACAUCCAAGCUUGCAGGAAAAUUGCAUUAUUAUCCCCUAAAUGGAGUGCUCACGGCUGAAUAUUUACUGGAAGAAUUUAGACCCGACUUGAUAGACAUGGUUCUUGAUAAGCUCAGACCAGAAAAUGUCCGGGUGGCAAUAGUUUCCAAAUCAUUUGAAGGGAAAACUGACCGCACAGAGCAAUGGUAUGGAACCCAGUACAAGCAGGAAGCUAUCCCAGAGGAAGUCAUUCAGAAAUGGCAAAAUGCUGAACUGAAUGGGAAAUUUAAACUUCCAACAAAGAAUGAAUUUAUUCCUACAAAUUUUGAGAUUUUGUCAUUAGAAAAAGAUGCAACACCAUACCCUGCUCUUAUUAAGGAUACAGCCAUGAGUAAGCUGUGGUUCAAGCAAGACGAUAAAUUUUUCUUGCCGAAAGCUUGUCUCAACUUUGAGUUUUUCAGUCGCUACAUUUAUGCUGAUCCUCUCCAUUGCAACAUGACAUACCUGUUUAUCAGGUUAUUGAAGGAUGAUUUAAAAGAGUAUACAUAUGCAGCACGCCUGUCAGGUCUGAGCUAUGCCAUUGCAUCAGGGAUGAAUGCAAUACUUCUCUCAGUAAAAGGGUAUAAUGACAAACAGCCAAUUUUGCUAAAGAAGAUUACCGAAAAAAUGGCUACUUUUGAGAUUGAUAAAAAAAGAUUUGAAAUUAUCAAAGAGGCGUAUAUGCGAUCGCUUAACAAUUUCCGGGCUGAGCAGCCCCACCAGCAUGCCAUGUACUACCUCCGCUUGCUGAUGACUGAAGUGGCCUGGACUAAAGAUGAGCUAAAAGAAGCCCUGGACGAUGUUACCCUCCCCCGACUUAAGGCCUUCAUACCUCAGCUACUGUCUCGGCUGCACAUCGAAGCCCUUCUCCAUGGCAACAUAACAAAGCAGGCUGCAUUAGGGAUUAUGCAGAUGGUUGAGGACACCCUUAUUGAGCAUGCUCACACAAAGCCUCUCCUUCCAAGUCAGCUAGUUCGGUACAGAGAAGUCCAGCUCCCUGACAGAGGAUGGUUUGUUUAUCAGCAGAGGAACGAAGUUCACAAUAACUGCGGCAUCGAGAUUUACUAUCAGACGGACAUGCAGAGCACCUCGGAGAACAUGUUCCUGGAGCUCUUCUGUCAGAUUAUCUCUGAGCCUUGCUUCAACACCCUGCGCACCAAGGAGCAGCUGGGCUAUAUUGUCUUCAGUGGACCUCGCCGAGCCAAUGGCAUCCAGGGCUUACGCUUCAUCAUCCAGUCAGAGAAACCACCUCAUUACCUGGAGAGCAGAGUAGAAGCCUUCUUACUCACCAUGGAAAAGGCCAUAGAGGACAUGACAGAGGAGGCCUUCCAGAAACACAUUCAAGCAUUAGCGAUUCGUCGACUCGACAAACCAAAGAAGCUCUCUGCAGAGUGUGCUAAAUACUGGGGGGAGAUCAUCUCGCAGCAGUACAAUUAUGACAGAGAUAACGUAGAAGUUGCAUAUUUAAAGACACUUACCAAGGACGAUAUCAUCAAAUUCUACAAGGAAAUGUUGGCCGUGGAUGCACCAAGAAGACAUAAAGUGUCCGUCCAUGUUCUUGCCAGGGAAAUGGAUUCUUGUCCUGUUGUUGGAGAAUUCCCCUCCCAGAAUGAUAUAAACUUGUCAGAAGCACCACCCUUGCCACAACCCGAAGUGGUUCAUAACAUGACAGAGUUCAAGCGUGGCCUGCCACUGUUUCCCCUUGUGAAACCACAUAUUAACUUCAUGGCUGCAAAACUCUGAAGAGAACGGAUACGUUCCUGUGUCUUCCAAGGCCUGGGAAAGCAAUCUUAACCUCUUGAGUAGUUUCUGGUUUGCUAUUAGACAGACAAACAGAAAAGAGUUAUCAGACGUUAAUAUGUAGAAAUGUUAAAAACCCAAAGUAAUAAAAUUAUAAAAUCUUA
Messenger RNA from Onychomys torridus (southern grasshopper mouse), 3614 nucleotides. It is a transcript of the gene Ide, whose product is annotated as insulin degrading enzyme. Gene Ontology annotation, cellular component: peroxisomal matrix; mitochondrion; cytosol. The coding region runs from base 289 to 3453 and encodes 1054 amino acids. Gene Ontology annotation, molecular function: metal ion binding; metalloendopeptidase activity. Gene Ontology annotation, biological process: peptide catabolic process. The record is from RefSeq and is a predicted model, not a curated record. NCBI's taxonomy places the organism in Eukaryota, Metazoa, Chordata, Mammalia, Rodentia, Cricetidae. The transcript is spliced from 25 exons.